CUCACAAUGACGACGAUGACGCCCGCCACUGCUAAUCAAGACGAAGAGGACGACGGACGACGCAGAGGAGAUGACGCUGCUCCUAGGGACACAUUGCGCACUGUAUGCAUUUCCGGCAGAGGACACAGAUUAGGGCUCCGAGUCCUACUCAAUCUAGUCUAUAAUUUUUGAAGGUCCUCGCAGCGUAUGAGGGGACUUAGCGUAUCGACUCGUCUUCACCCAGUGCUAGAGCAUGAGUUGUGAGCGGAGCUCGAAAUAGCCGAAUCAGAAGCCGCGCCAUGACAGCGGGCUCACUUCAACUUGUCCUCCAACACCCAUCACCGUCGGGUGGCGCGCUUGGCCUCCUGUUCCGUCUCGGCGGUAUCUCUAAUCUAGUAUGCAUCGAUUUCCGUGACAAACCACCCAUUUCCAUAGUCUCUGUGUCUGGUACGAGGCGCUCGUCGUCUGCAAAUUUGCCACAGUCGCCUUUCGCGGAUUAGAGACAUGCUGCAUAUUACUCAACAGACUUCUCACUUCUGAUGAUCAUCAGACAUUCCAUCAAUAUCUUAUACUUAUCAACCAAGUUUGAGACGAUUCUGGUCAUCCUUGAAUGACGGUAUCGCGUAGACAUGGGCCCAAUGAAUCAAAAGCUAGGAGCAGAGGAAGGCUUUGUCUACCGGCCAGUAAAAUAAUUCCCAUUCUGAUGAGAUACAUGCACGAAUGAAGUUGCUUAGACCUCUU
This is a messenger RNA of Heterobasidion irregulare TC 32-1, 720 nucleotides long. RefSeq lists its product as uncharacterized. Bases 279 to 479 code for a protein of 66 amino acids. The transcript has a single exon. Lineage: Eukaryota; Fungi; Basidiomycota; Agaricomycetes; Russulales; Bondarzewiaceae. The record is from RefSeq and is a predicted model, not a curated record.